Pollicipes pollicipes is the source of this 1337-nucleotide messenger RNA. Its product is annotated as vacuolar protein sorting-associated protein 29. NCBI's taxonomy places the organism in Eukaryota, Metazoa, Arthropoda, Thecostraca, Pollicipedomorpha, Pollicipedidae. Bases 155 to 703 code for a protein of 182 amino acids. Gene Ontology annotation, cellular component: retromer complex. The record is from RefSeq and is a predicted model, not a curated record. Gene Ontology annotation, biological process: retrograde transport, endosome to Golgi. The transcript has 2 exons.
UUUGCGUACGCAUGCGGCGUGAACUGUGUUGACUAGGAAUUUUAGGGCCCGUGGGUUAGAGCGUCGAGUCGGGUUGCGUUGGUGGAUUUACAGCUAUAAGCAGGUUCCUGCAACGGGGCGUGUGUGUAGGUUGGCAUUUUUGUGAAGAACAAACAUGCUAGUUCUAGUGCUUGGAGAUUUACACAUCCCUCACCGCUCCAAUGGGCUACCAGCAAAGUUCAAGAAACUCCUGGUGCCUGGACGCAUCCAGCACAUACUCUGCACAGGUAACUUGUGCACUAAGGAGACCCUGGACUAUCUGAAGACACUAUCCACGGACGUCCACAUCGUGCGGGGCGACUUCGACGACAACAUCACCUACCCGGAGCAGAAGGUGGUGAACGUCGGCCAGUUUCGUAUCGGACUGUGUCACGGCCACCAGGUGGUGCCCUGGGGCGACACGGAGGCGCUGGCGCAGGUACAGCGCCAGCUGGACGUCGACAUUCUGAUCUCGGGCCACACGCACAAGUUCGAGGCGUUCGAGCACGAGAACAAGUUCUACAUCAAUCCAGGCUCGGCAACAGGGGCCUGGCAGCCACUGGACAGCAGCGUGGAGCCCUGCUUCGUGCUGAUGGACAUUCAGUCUGGCACUGUGGUCACCUACGUGUACCAGAUGGUUGGGGACGAGGUGAAGGUGGAGCGGAUCGAGUACAAGAAAAACUGAAUGGUGCAGUGGCGCCUGUACUGAACGAUGGGGUACUGGUAUCAUUAAUGUCCUCCCAGGCAAAAAUGGGCAGUGGUUGUUGCAUCACGUAUGAAGGUUUGGUUUGUUGGUGAUGUACGUUUCGGUACAAGCAUUAAAAGUCGGGAUAUUUUGUCAAUAACACAGGCGGUUACUUUGUGAAAACAGUAAGUAAUUUGUCAGGUGUCAUAAGAGCAUGGAACAGUUGUAGCAUAUGCUGGCUACUUAAGUUAAAUUUUGAAAGAAAAUUAUCAAACUAAGCAUGGCAAGGACAGAUAAUGUUGUGGAUUAGCGGGGCCCAAACAUCCAUUUAACGGGCUGUUUUGCUUUUGUCUAGGCUCGUUGCCUUGUGCAUAAAUGCGUGUUCGUUGAUCCGGUGUGAGGUGGGUGACUCGAUACGCCAUUUUCAGUUGCCGAUAUGAAGAUAUCGAAGCAGCUUAUUCGAAUUUCUCCCUAUAGUGUGCAAGUGUCAAUUAAAUGAAUUUCUUUGUUUGAACACAUAUAUGUGCUAUAGCGCAUGAGUGCAUUCAGCGUACAUAUGUAUUGCCACAACCUUCUUUUGAACACCUUUGUAGAAGGUAUUCGUGGAUAUAUUAUAAAUACAAACAAGAAAAUG